AUGCCAGGGUUGAUUAACCGGACGACCCGCUCUCCGCUCCCCCUCACUGCGUCCGAGGUGACGUCGUGCGUCAGCGGCUACGCCUUUGGGAUGACAGCCUUGCUCACCUACCGCAACCCAGAAGCCCAGGCUUUUGAGGGGCUCUUUGUCUACCCCUUGGAUGAGUGCACCACCGUCGUUGGGUUCGAGGCGGCUGUGUCCCGGCGUGUCGUGACAGUGCAGAUCAAAGACAAAGCCAAGGUAGAUGACAGCUAUUUCGACAGCUGCAGCCUCCCCGAUGGAAGAGCUCGCGAUGGGAGCGGAAGGAUCAUGAUGGAUGAGGACUUGGAGAGGAUUGUUUUUGUGGCUAACCUGGGCAUGAUUCCUCCCCUGGAGAGCGUCUCCAUCUUCAUCAGCACCUCCUCGGAGCUGCAGACACUGCCCAGUGGGGCCGUGAGGGUCCUUCUGCCAGCGGUGUGUGUCCCCAGGGUCCCCCAGCCCAGCCUGGAGAACGCCAGCAGCCUUUCCAACCACCAGCUCCGAACCAGAGACAAGCACUACUCUGGAUCAGGGAGCCCGGAGCACGGGAGCAGGUUCUGCCUGGCUCAGCUUCUGGAGAGUGAGGCCACCAACCCCUUCGAGUACGAGUUCAGCUUCCACCUGGAGAUCCGCGGGCCAUGCUUGCUGGCAGGCGUUGAGAGCCCCACACACGAGAUCCGAGCGGACGCCGACCCCUCUGCUCGCUCCGCCAAGAGCAUCAUGAUCACGCUGGCCAACAAACACACCUUCGACAGACCCGUGGAGAUCCUCAUCCACCCGAGUGAGCCCCACAUGCCUCACGUCUUAAUGGAAGAAGGUGAUAUGACACCUGCAGAGUACGAACGACACCUGAACGGGAAGAACGAUUUCAUUAAAGGCACUAAGAAGGACCCCAGUGCUGAGAAAAAGACGGAAAUCAUCAGGAAGCGGCUGAACAAGGACAUCCCCCACCACCCUGUCGUCAUGCUCAACUUCUGCCCAGACUUGAGGACCGUCCAGCCAGACCUCCGGAAAGCCCAAGGGGAGUUUAUCUUCCUCGUGGACCGCAGCAGAAGCAUGAGCAGCAUGAACAUCACCCGCGCCAAGGAUGCCCUGUUGGUCGUUCUCAAGAGCCUGAUGCCAGCGUGUCUCUUCAACAUCAUUGGGUUUGGAUCCACCUUCAAGACCCUCUUCCCUGCCAGUCAGCCUUACUGCGAGGAGAGCCUGGCCAUCGCCUGCGAGAGCAUCAAGAGGAUCCGGGCCGAUAUGGGUGGCACCAACAUUUUAUCGCCGUUGAAGUGGAUCGUUCGACAGCCCAUCCACAUGUUCGUCCUGCUGACAGCCGGGGCCGGCCCGUCAGCAGGGAAGGUCUUGGAGCUGCUGCGAAACCACUCCUGCUCCAUCAGGUGCCACAGCUUUGGCAUCGGGCCAAACGCCUGCAGGAGACUGGUGGGGGGGCUGGCUGCUGUGUCCAGGGGCAUCGCCGAGUUCCUGAUGGAGGGCGAGAGACUGCAGCCCAAGAUGAUCAAAUCGCUGAAGAAGGCGAUGGCACCGGUCCUGAGCGACGUGUCCGUGGAGUGGGUCUUCCCUGAGAGCACCGAGGUCUUGGUUUCCCCUGUCAGCACCAGUUGCCUCUUCCCUGGUGACCACCUGGUCGGCUACGGCAUCGUCUGUGACACCUCCCCGUACAUCUCCAACCCCAGAUCUGACAAGCGGCGGCGUUACAGCAUGAUGCGCUCCCAGGAGUCGGGCAGCUCUGUUUUCUUUCACUCCCAGGAGGAGGGAGCAGGCGUGGAGAGCUGGAACCACUCCAGAGACUCGGAGGGCUGCUGCCCUGCUGAGCGUGCCCCUGAUCACCUGAUGGUGGGCAGAGAUCCGGAGGGAGAAUCAGACGCGGACACCGGAAUGGUCGUGAAGGCUUCCUCCAGGAGACGGGCGUAUAGCACCACCCAAAUCGCCGACCACCAGCCUUGCAAGAAGGUGCCCACGGCCAGCGAUCCCGGCACCGCCCUAGUGAAAAACCCCCUUCGGAAAACCCACCUGCAGGACCUGCAGCAGAUCAGUCCCGAGCCCUGGCAGGCGGAUUUCCAGCCGGCUCGCUCGUCUCUGCCACGAGGAUCCACAGGCUCGGGCCCCCGCCGGCCGCCCCUGCUUCACCGGAGCUGCGUGUCCUUCUGCCCCGGCGCCGACUUCCCGUCCGUGCCGGACGGGCUGCAGCAAGUGGCUCUGGGAAGAGGUUUGGGACCACUCGAUGCCAGCGCCAGUCUGCGGUCCUCAUCGGAUAGCCGGAGCCCUGGGGAUCUGGAGUCUGCCCAGCAUCCUUCCUUCACGUUUGAAACAGAGACUUCCUCUGACUGGGAGCCCCAAGACUUCGACUUCGGCACUGCCCGCAGCUCCCCGCGCUCCCCCAGGACCCUCUGCAAGGCAGUGGUGAAGGGGCUAAGGAGCAACGAGCCCGUGCAGUGGGAAGUCACCUUUGACAUACGCCCUCUCUUCCAAGAGCGGGAGAGCCAGGCGGAUGGCGACACUGACCUGUGGAGCGAGACCUUCCACCACCUGGCAGCCAAGUCGGUCAUCCGGGACUUCGAGCAGCUCGCUGAGAAGGAGUGUGAGAUCGAGCACGGGUCCGGGCGGCGCUACCAGGUCAACGCCGUCCACACCAGCAAGGCCUGCAACGUCAUCAGCAAGUACACGGCGUUCAUGCCGGUGGACCUGAGCACCAACGCCUACCUGCCCACCGUCAUCGAGUACACCCACACGGAUGCAGAGGAGAACAGGUCGCCCUGCAGCACCCCUUCUUCCUCUGGCUGGGAGCGCUGCAGUCUCCCUGAAGGGCCAUUACAGAGCCUGUCUGCUUCCUCUGAACAAGCCCAAAAAUCCAUCGAGAGCCUCUUUGCAGCCAGGUAUGCGCCAGCUCGACCUUCCUCUGUGCCUCCGCUGACCUUCAAUAAAACCAGGCUGCUGACUCGAGCUGCCAGAGGGUUCAUGAGUAAGUCUCCGAGCAGAGUGAGCGAAGCCAGCUCUGAGGGCGACAACGAGAACGUAGACUACCUUCCCCUGGCGUCUCUGCAGUUGGCCUGCGGUGCCUUCCUCAUGAACUCGGCCUUCUGCAAUGCCGUCAACAUCCCCAUGGAGAAGCUGAAGUGGACGUCUCCCUUCGCCUGCCACCGCCUGGCCCUCAGCCCCUCCAGCUCCUACAGCGCCAGAAGGGCCAGCCCCUCCGGGGAGCACAAGGGCCACGGCUCCGGUGGGCAGCUCCUGGUUCCCAACGGGCACGGGAAGAGUCCCACCACCAGAGACGCCACGCCGGGUGCGGUACCGGAGGGACCCGGUGGCCACGUGGAAGACGCCGGCCGCCUCCGCCACUUCUCGGGCAGCGCGGUGGAAAGCAUCUCCAAAGCCCUGAAGGCCGAGAAGGAACUCUCCCCGCCAGCCAUCACCAUCCGCCGCUUCUCCUCUCCAGAGAGCACAGCCUCAGCCGAGUGGCAAGCGGACAGCGGCCGGGGCUUGGAGACAGAUGGCUCCAAGAUCCAAUGGGUGCCGUCCACGGCCAGCCUGUGGCUGAGCGAGCAGGACUUCCCAGAGGGAUACAGCCUGGCCACGGUGAAAGCUGCAGCCCAGCAGCUCUUUGUCCUGCUCCGUCACUGGGAUGAAAACCUGGAGUUCAACCUGCUGUGCUACAACCCAAGCAGCGUGUAA
This is a messenger RNA of Eurypyga helias (sunbittern), 3696 nucleotides long. Its product is annotated as von Willebrand factor A domain-containing protein 5B1-like. NCBI's taxonomy places the organism in Eukaryota, Metazoa, Chordata, Aves, Eurypygiformes, Eurypygidae. The record is from RefSeq and is a predicted model, not a curated record.